CAUGGCCGCCGCCUACUGUAUCCGCCAGCCUGCGGCUCUCUUGGCGGUGUUGUUGCUCUUGUCCUUCGGCUGCCUGGCCGCUAGUCAGAUCGAGGAUCAAGCAGAACAAUUCUUUAGAAGUGGCCAUACAAACAACUGGGCUGUUUUGGUGUGUACAUCUCGAUUCUGGUUUAAUUAUCGGCAUGUUGCAAAUACUCUUUCUGUUUAUAGAAGUGUCAAAAGACUAGGUAUUCCUGAAGAUGAUAUGGCAUGCAACCCUAGAAACCCGAAACCAGCUACUGUGUUUAGUCACAAAAAUAUGGAGCUAAAUGUGUAUGGAGAUGAUGUGGAAGUGGAUUAUAGAAGCUAUGAGGUAACAGUGGAGAAUUUUUUACGGGUAUUAACUGGGAGGAUCCCACCUAGUACUCCUCGGUCAAAACGCCUUCUUUCUGAUGAUAGAAGCAAUAUUCUUAUUUAUAUGACAGGACAUGGUGGAAAUGGUUUCUUGAAAUUUCAAGAUUCUGAAGAAAUUACCAACAUAGAACUUGCAGAUGCUUUUGAACAAAUGUGGCAGAAAAGACGCUACAAUGAACUACUGUUUAUUAUUGACACUUGUCAAGGAGCAUCCAUGUAUGAGCGAUUUUAUUCUCCUAACAUAAUGGCUCUGGCUAGUAGUCAAGUGGGAGAAGAUUCUCUCUCGCAUCAACCUGAUCCUGCAAUUGGAGUUCAUCUUAUGCAUAGAUACACAUUUUAUGUCUUGGAAUUUUUGGAAGAAAUUAAUCCAGCUAGUCAAACUAAUAUGAAUGACCUUUUCCAGGUAUGUCCUAAAAGUCUGUGUGUAUCUACUCCUGGACAUCGCAUUGAUCUUUUCCAGAGGGAUCCUAAAAAUGUCCUGAUAACUGAUUUCUUUGGAAGUGUACGGAAAGUGGAGAUUACAACAGAGACCAUUAGUUUGCAACUGGAUUCAGAAAUCAUGGAGAGCAGCUUUAAGGAAGACCUAAUGGAUGAAGAGCUAAUGGAACCUCUUAAAUAUGCUGAACAACUUCCUGUAGCUCAGAUAAUACACCAGAAACCAAAGUUGAAAGAUUGGCAUCCUCCUGGAGGUUUUAUUCUGGGAUUAUGGGCACUCAUUAUCAUGGUUUUCUUCAAAACUUAUGGAAUCAAGCAUAUGAAGUUCAUUUUUUAGACUUUGAUAGAUGAAGAAGAAAGCAUGGAAGACUACAACCUUGGAUAAAAAUUUCUGUCAUAUGAUUUUAAAGAUACAAUUCUCUUUGCAUGAAUUGGCGAAAACUAUAAAGAAACUAAAUUUAAAUAAGCUGUUGAUAACUAAAAGAAAAAUAAUUGUUAAUGCAGUUGCUUAAUGGCACCAAUUAUAUUUCGACUUUAUUUUGUGUGUUAUAAAAACAACUGGGGCAGAGAAAUGGGAAUGUACUGAUUGAUUUUUUAGAAUAACAAUUUCCCUAUAUCUCCUGUUUAUUCAAAAAAGAAAAAAUUGUGAAGUCAUGAAAUUCUGAUAGAAGCAACUUUUUAAAUAAUUUCUUAUGUGUCCUCCUGGUCUUUUUAUUUUGCACUUAUUUUCCCCAAGUGGAGAUCAUACAGGAAACCACUUUUAUAAUUUAUCCUUUUUCAUUUUACUAUAUAUAAUGUUUCCCUUUCAUUGGAUAUUCAAGAAUGCCUUGUGAACUACUGCAUAAUACCUGUUAUAUGAGUGUGUAGUCCUUUAUUUGACAGCCUUAGACUGUUGGACUACUGACCUUGUUCCCGAAGUUUUCCUUUGAUUGAUUCUUUAAUGUAUGAACCUAUUAACAUGUUACUUUCAGUCACUCAUAGAAUUCUGUAGCUUUAAUUAUAAGAUUAACAAAUUGAUUUCUUAAUCUAUGUCA
Messenger RNA from Oryctolagus cuniculus (rabbit), 1862 nucleotides. NCBI's taxonomy places the organism in Eukaryota, Metazoa, Chordata, Mammalia, Lagomorpha, Leporidae. The record is from RefSeq and is a predicted model, not a curated record.